This is a messenger RNA of Aspergillus affinis, 1851 nucleotides long. Its product is annotated as glycoside hydrolase family 32 protein. The record is from RefSeq and is a predicted model, not a curated record. Gene Ontology annotation, biological process: sucrose catabolic process. Gene Ontology annotation, molecular function: sucrose alpha-glucosidase activity. NCBI's taxonomy places the organism in Eukaryota, Fungi, Ascomycota, Eurotiomycetes, Eurotiales, Aspergillaceae. The transcript is spliced from 2 exons. Bases 1 to 1851 code for a protein of 616 amino acids.
AUGUCGACCCUUAUCCAUUACCCCCAAGCAACGGGCCUUCAUGACAGUGACGCGCAAAUCACCAAUCAAGGACCCGAACUGAAGAGUGGCAAAGACGAGUCACCCCUUUCGACCUCCCAAUGGAGUCCCCAGUUCCAUCUCAAGGCACCCCACGGCUGGCUCAACGACCCCUGUGGUCUCGGAUAUGAUCCCUCCACCGGAACCUACCGUGUUGCUUUCCAAUGGAACCCACGGGGUAAUGACUGGGGUAAUGUCUCCUGGGGUUACGCAACAUCAAAAGACUUGGUCGCCUGGAAGGCAUUCCCAUUGCCGUGUCUAGUUCCUUCCACUCCCUAUGACCAGUGCGGUGUAUUUACUGGGUGUCUUCGUGCUACCGAUAUCGAUGGACAGGAUGGUGCACUCACCAGUAUCUAUACAUCCGUUUCGUCGCUUCCCAUUCAUUACACCUUGCCUUAUAAGCGAGGAUGCGAGUCCCUCAGCUUGGCCGUCUCGCGCGAUGGAGUGCACUGGGAACGUCAAAGCUGUAAUCCUAUCCUUUCUGGGCCCCCUCCCGACAUAGAUGUCACUGGUUGGAGGGAUCCAUAUGUUGGACCUUGGCCUUCACUGCAGGAGGCUAUAGGCCUCCCCCCUUCGCAGCUAUUCGGUUUCAUUUCUGGAGGUAUCAAAGACGAAACACCGACGGUCUUUGUCUAUACCGUCAACCGCACCGAUCUCCGUGACUGGAAGUAUAUCGGACACCUGGCCAACGUGGGGAACAAUUUCUGCCCAUCUCGCUGGUCUGGCGACUUUGGGGUUAACUGGGAAGUCACGAAUCUCGUUUCUCUCUCCGAUGACCAAGGUGUAACCCGCGACUUUCUCAUUGCAGGAACGGAAGGAUGUCUCCACUUUGACGAUGCAGCCGCCCAAAUGAACCAGACCAGAGCUUUUGAGAAGAGGACUCCCCGUCAGCAGUUGUGGAUGUCCGUCACAACAGAUCAGGAAGCCAAACGAGAAAACUCGAAGCCACUGGCACAGUACUCCUUUGCCGGUGUAUUUGACCACGGGUGCUUUUAUGCUGCCAAUUCGUUCUUCGACCCUAUGACUUCCCAGCACGUUGUCUUUGGUUGGGUCACGGAGGAUGACCUCCCUGACCAUCUGCGACAUGCGCAAGGAUGGAGCGGAAUGAUAUCACUGCCGCGGGUGCUGAAAAUGGUCACGCUUGACAAUGUGACCAAGGCUCGUCACUCGGCCCUGGAUUCUAUUACUUCCAUCGAGACCCAACCCAACGAAACAGGCUCAUACACCAUCCGGACAUUAGGCAUCCAACCUGAUCCGCGACUCCAAAAACUACACACCAAAGCAUUCAGUGCUGAAGUGCAAGGUCUGAAGCUACACAGCCCCGUCCCGGUCUCGUUACAGACAUCAACAUGGGAAAUCAAAGCCGAAUUCACCGUGAACAAGAACUGCAGUUCCGUCGGGUUUGCCGUUGCGCAUAGUGCUGACGCAGCAGCCAAGACAAUAGUCUCCUGGUACCCCUCGACCGAAACAUUCACCAUCACUCGACCCACUCCCGACGAUCCUCAAAUCAACCACGCUCCUGAAACCGCCCCGCAUACCCUCUUCACGUCCAAAGACACGAACGGCGAAGAUAGAGAAGAAAUGCUUUCUAUUCAAGCCUUUUUCGAUGGGAGUGUCCUAGAGGUAUUCGUGAACGAGCGGACGGUCAUCACGACUAGAAUAUACUCGCUAGCUAAGAGGUGUUUCGGAAUGGCUUUCUUUGCGGGGGCUGAGUCGGAGGGCUCAGAUUCGUCGCAUGAUGAGCCUGCGGCUGUUUUGGUGAGGGGCAUGGUGUGGGAUGGGCUUGCGGUUUGA